Penaeus vannamei (Pacific white shrimp) is the source of this 9165-nucleotide messenger RNA. The record is from RefSeq and is a predicted model, not a curated record. Lineage: Eukaryota; Metazoa; Arthropoda; Malacostraca; Decapoda; Penaeidae.
AGAGGAUUGAGACAGUUAUGGGUGUUUGUUUACAUCGGAGUUCAUCUGAUGUUCGUGUCACAAUACGCUCUUAGGUAACUAUGUAGAAUAUGGCUGACCCAGACGACCCAGCUACUGAUGGUGGCUUAGCCCAAGCGGUAAAUGAGGAGGUGAUAGUGAGUCUUCCUGCCGUGGCAGCAGCUGUGGCAGCGGCUACAACCAUAUCUACAGGAACACACAGCUCCACAGCUUCUCAGGCUACCAUAGCCUCCACACUCUCUAGUUCCUCUACAAUGAAUGCUACACCCCCUCCUGAUGGUGAUGAGGUGGGCGAACGAGGGCCAGGUGACGGGAGAGAGGCAGGGCAGGAGGAGCUUCUGGAGAUCAAUAGUGACGAGGAGAAUGAGCAGUCAUCAUCUACGAACGAUGGCACAAAUUCCGCCGACCCAUCUUCUGAGCGCUCGCACACAGUAGUUUCAGAUUCAAGUACUGAUGGCAGUGGUGGAGGUGGUAGUGGUAAUGCAGGUGGACAGGCAUCUGCGCUCUUGCCCUGGGGUGCAAGGAAGGAGAGGGCGCAGUUCCCCGCAACAGUCCACGUUGACACAGACUUGCGGCCAGGAGAGUUUGUUAUGCGGACCUUAUUUGCUGAGUUCACAGUAAUGGCUGACAAGAAGAUUGAAGCAGUCAUGCAAGACCCUUUGGAGCGGAGUCUGUCAAAGAGCUUGCAGCGAGGUGAAGAUCCAACAUUCGACCAGCUCUUGUUAGCAUUUGGAUGUGUCGCUGAGCAUUGCUUGCCCUCUCUCUUGCGAACCCUCUUUUCAUGGUAUGAUCGCCAAGGAGUGGAAUGGGGUGCAACAGACAGCAAAUAUAAGCAGGAUCCCAGCAAGAGCAAAGGGGUUGAUGCAGGCUCAAAUGUUGACAGAGAAACCAUACAGGAACGCAGAGACCUUGCGGUGGAAUUCAUAUUUUGUUUAGUGCUUAUUGAAGUAUUGAGACAGUUGGCAGUGCAUCCUGGACAUGAUGACCUGGUGCGCCACAUAGAAGAUAUUGCUUUUAAGCACUUCAAGUAUAGGGAAGGUGUUCAAAAUAAUCCCAAUGGUGCCAACAUUAACACCAUUGCUGACUUAUAUGCUGAGGUCAUUGGUGUCCUGGCACAGUCGCGCUUCCAGUCAGUCAGAAGACGAUUCAUGGCAGAACUGAAAGAGCUGCGGGCAAGAGAGCAGUCAUCAGUCACAACACAAAGCAUUACAUCUCUGUUAAUGGGGAUGAAGUUCUUUAGGGUUAAGAUGGUGCCAAUUGAGGAAUUUGAAGCAUCUUUUCAGUUCAUGCAAGAAUGUGCUCAGUAUUUCUUAGAAGUUCGAGACAAAGAUAUCAAACACACCUUGGCUGGGCUUUUUGUGGAGAUUCUGGUUCCAGUUGCUGCUACUGUGAAACAUGAAGUGAAUGUGCCCUGUCUGAAGUACUUUGUGGAGAUGUUGUAUUCUACAACCUUAGACAUGGCAACAAGGAACAAGCACCGCUUACCUAUCUUCCCACUUGUUACUUGUCUGCUCUGUGUAUCACAGAAAACAUUUUUCCUGAGCAACUGGCACUAUUUUCUUGCAAUGUGUCUACAACAUUUGAAAAACAGAGAUCCUAAAAUGUCUCGUGUAGCCCUAGAGUCACUGUAUCGCCUGCUGUGGGUGUACAUGAUCAGGAUCAAGUGCGAGAGCAAUUCAGCCACUCACUCUCGACUAGCUAGCAUCGUCAACUCCCUUUUCCCAAAAGGUUCCAAGGGAGUUGUCCCAAGAGAUACUCCACUGAAUAUAUUUGUGAAGAUCAUUCAGUUUAUUGCCCAGGAAAGACUCGACUUCGCAAUGCGUGAAAUCGUCUUUGACCUGCUCUCUGUGGGACGUCAGAUCAAGAUCAUCAUGACCCCAGAGCGCAUGUCAAUUGGCCUGCGAGCUUUCCUGGUUGUGGCAGACAGCCUCCAGCAGAAAGAAGGUGAUCCCCCAAUGCCCCGCACAGUUGGAGUUCUGCCAUCAGGAAACACGCUGAGGGUCAAGAAAACAUUCUUGAAUAAGAUGCUAACAGAAGAUACAGCCAGAAACAUUGGAAUUUCUGCAUACUACCCACUUGUCCGAAAGUCCUUCAAUGAUAUUUUGAAAGCACUUGAUAGCCAGUUUGGAAGACCACUAAUGAUGACAAAUACACAAAAUGUUAACAAGGAACCUGAUGAAAUGAUCACUGGUGAACGUAAGCCCAAGAUUGACUUGUUCCGAACGUGUGUGGCUGCGGUACCUAGGCUCAUACCAGAUGGGAUGUCUGGCAGAGAUUUAGUGGACAUGCUCAGCCGACUCACUGUUCACAUGGAUGAGGAACUAAGAGCUCUAGCCUUCCAGAGUCUGCAGACUCUUGUUCUGGAUUUCCCAGAGUGGCGGCAUGAUGUCGUAUAUGGUUUUAUCCAGUUUAUUGUCAAAGAAGUAGGGGACACAUCUCCCCAGCUCUUGGAUAACGGUGUCAGAAUGUUGCUACAGAUACUCACAGCUUGGAAGAACGCUCUGACAAAUACCAACACCACAUCCAAUGCCAACAAACGUGAUCCAGGUGUUGGCGAUUUACACCAUCUCCAUCUACACCAGAGAGGAGACCACAGCGAUGUAUUACGACUGGCUGAGGGCUUUGCAUUAGUACUGUUGUGCAGCUGUCGUCAAGCUCCAAGGAGAGUUUCCGUGGCUAUCAUGAGAGAGGUUAAGCAGCUGGCCAAAGUUUUAGGGGAAGAAGAUCCCAUCAACCACCCUGUGAUUGAUGUUAUGGAUAAAUGGUGUGGCUGUGUUGUUGAGAGUGUACUAACACUUCUGCCAGCUGGUGAGAGAUCUGCAGUUGCAGCUACCACAAAUAUUGAUUUACAGUGGCUUGCUGACCGAAGUUCGUCUGUAUGGACAGGAGGCUUUGUAGAAGACAGCAGUGUGAAGAGUGUAAGUGUCCAGCAUCUGCCAUGUGAAGAUGUGUGGGCCUUAGUGCUUUGUGGAUUCAUUCACCACGGGCGUGUCCUGUCUUCCUGCCCCCAAGCCAUAAGCCACGCCUGGCCUAUUGUGUACACGAGAGCAAAUUCUCUCUACUCUAUUGUUGACCCAACACCACUUAAUGACAACCGCGCCUCACUCCUGCGCAGUGCUACCCAGAUGAAGAAGCCAAUAAGUGAGCGAGAUGUGUACAUGAAUCUCUGGAGAAAUUAUGUCGUCCUUGCCUGUCGUGUUGUUCCAGCUAUUACCAAGACCCCUUUUAUUAGAUGUGCGUCGCCCGAUAUUAGUCUUGGAUCUUCCCCAGAUAGCGGAGCUGGUGGAGAUAGAGGAAGUGACCGUCAUAACCCUGGAUAUUCAGUGUCUCCACUCUGCCUGUAUAAGCUCUUGGUGCCUCUCUUGCGCUAUGAAAGCACAGACAUGAGAGAUGCUGUUACUCUAGCUCUGGGGAAGAUCAAUCACAUUGCCUUAAGUGAUUUAAUGGAAGAGCUGCUGCCAUACAUACGUGAAAGUAUUGACAGAAAGCAGGAAAACAUGAGGCGAAGGAAGAGACGAGAUGCUCUGAGAGUGACUUUAGUAAAGUUAUUUGAAAUGAGUGCAGAGCAAGGAACAUUUGCUUUGAGUGAAAGUGUCAUUGAUGGUGAUACAGGAUCUCUUCAAAAGCGCUACCUAGAGUACAUGGAUGGAGCCCGUCUGUACUUGGAGAAUGAAAAUGAUAAGGAUAACACACUACAGCAGAUCAAAACACAUUUUUGCCACUUUGUUCGAAAGCUUAUUGGCAGUUUUUCAUUGGAACAGCGGCAAACCCUUAUUCCACGAGCACUUCGGAAGGACCUCUUUUACCUCUUUGCGUCGUGGAGUGGUGUCUUUGGUGCUCCGUUUGGCUUCAAGAGCCCAGAUUCUGGAAACCGCCUGCCAUCAGAAUUCGAGCUGUGUGCACUCCACGCCUCCAGUGCUGUGCUUUGCUGUGGCCCAUCUUUUGACCCUCAAUUACUGGCAGAUGACGGUAACAUUUAUCAGUGGCUCGAUGCUCUCCUAGGGUCACAUGAUGAAAAGAUCUACGCCCUGGCUCAAGAGACGAUCGUGCUGCUGCUGGAGUUCAACCCAUUCGGGCGCGUGCUCGACUGGGUGGUCGACCGAUGCUACACCGCCACGCCCGAGGUCGCCGACGGAUGCUUCAACGCCCUCGCCACCAUAUUCUCCGCCAGAGAGUACCCGUGCGACCACUACACCGCCAUCAUGAACGUGACUCUCCUCCACACGGGCUGCCCUCGCGCCUCCAUCCACGAGACGGCGCUCCAGCUGCUGCAGGUUCUCGACAAGAGGUUCUUCGGUGCCGUGACGCCCCUCGUCGGCGAGGCUGAAGGCGAAGCGAGUGAUCGUGUACGUGGGCCGAGCGCGCCCCGACCGGCUGGUGAGGAGCUCAUGCGGAGAUGGCACCGUCGAGACCCUCAAUUGUGUCAUCGAGCGAACGGAGACCCCGCCUUUUUUUAGGUUAACUUCCAUGAGAAAAACCUCAUCUCAUGGGGAAGGGGGAGGUGUUGGGGGGAGUGGUACCCCCCAGGAGCAGGAUCCAUCGGAAAGGGGAACACUGCACACCAAGAGGCACUCCGGAGACCACCAUGAUCUGCCCAGGGAGAGAUACUCCCCUUUAGUGUCAAGGGAGCAGCGAAGUGCUCCAGGCUCCCUUCGUAGUGUGUCCAGCAUCGGGUCUGGAGUAUCAAGUGUUAUUGCUGUCGAAAGCUCAGCAGCUGCGUCAACAGCUGCUACAACAGCUAUCAAUAUGAAGUCAAGGCCAAACUCCUCUCUGGCACCCAAUUCUCUCACUUCCAAUGCCCAGGAGGAUCUUAUUCCGACUACUGUUGAGGUUACUGUCCCACAAGAGGAUAACUUUGCAGUGUUGCGUGCCCAAAAUAGCAGUAUUAAUGGGGGUCCCCCUGGAGUGAUGGUAGGGGGAAACGUUAUCUCUGGCACAGAGGAUGCAAGUGAGCGGUAUGAGCCACCUCAGCCACACCCUUUGCCAAUGCCUGAAUAUGGGGGUUAUUUUGCUCCACUGACGGAAUAUUUACCCGACAGCUCGCAACCAAUCACUGCAUUUCACAGAUGUAAUUUGGCAGUGAUGCUGAUUUGUGAUGUGAUUGUAGCUGGCAUUGAUGUUGACUGCCACAGUGUUGACUGGUCCAUCCAUGUGCCCCUUAUGUUACACAUUAUCACGCUUGGUUUGGACCACUCUAGGCCGUUAGUUCAUCAGCAUUGUAAGAUUUUGCUCGUCCAUCUUUUGACUGUCGUAGCAGACCACCGAGAUCAUCUUGGUGUGGCACGUGUCCUCCUCAACAACAAGACAACACAGUUAGGCUAUGGACUUAUUCCUAAUAAUAUCUUUACACAUAACAAAAACUUCACAGAGGAACCACCUACCGACCCCACCCCACCUAUUGUGGCUGCCCCCCCUGGUUUCGAGAACCCCCCUGACAACAUGAGUGACGGAGGUGCACCAGUUGGACCUGUGGAUGACCACGCAACUCCAGUCAUCAUAACAUCAGAUGACAAUGCUGACACAGUAUCUGGCUCAUCUGCCGUGGGAGUUGAUAGUGUUCCCCAGGAUGACUUGCAGUAUAGCAUCAUGGCUCUUAUUGAUUUCAUUGCCUCAAGCAAGAAUCAGCCACUUUGGACUUACGAAGACAUCACAUCCAAGCAGUUCUCGAUAAAGAGUGCUGAUCAGUUGACCAACUAUGUCAGACAUGUUGUUACAGUGUUCAACAACUCCCUUCCUCACACACACAUAGAGGAGAGAUGGGCCCAAAGAGCUCUUCAUUUAGCUCUUUCCUGUUCCUCCAGACAUUAUGCUGGACGCUCUCUUCAAGUAUUUAGGUCGCUACACGUAUCCAUGUCAUCGCGCAUGUUGAGUGACUUGCUGGGACGUCUGGUGGAGACUGUUGCUGAGCAAGGGGAGGAUAUGCAAGGAUAUGUUACUGAACUUAUGCUUACACUGGAGUCUGCUGUUGAUGCUUUUGGAGAUUUUAGACCUAUUGAAUUUGUGCGUGAGCUGUUCAAGUCAACGCCUAAUCUGAACAAUAAGGAGCGAAAAGGACCUCUUGGUUAUGGCAUGAUGGGUCACUUCUAUGGUACAGGAUACCCACCUCCUUCAGCCCCUCUCUCUCCAGGGGGGCACAUUCGCUCUACUUCGUAUUCAAUUUCCUAUGGUAGAGGAAAACCAAUGGCGUCUCCUACUGCAGAUAUUAAAGUGCAACCAGAGAUGAGAGGUAGAAGUGGCACAGAUGUAGACAGUCGCAUGAGACAACAACAGCAACAGCAGCUCCAGCAGUCCAGUAAUUUGUCUCGAUCACGUUCUGCCCAGUCUCUUAAGCAGCUAGCAGAUCAGAGUUCAGCAGAUGAUAAGAUGACUGUUCUUGCACAGUUGUUUUGGAUUGCUGUGUCUAUGCUGGAGUCAGACUACGAAUAUGAAUUUAUUUUAGCCAUGAGACUCCUCGACAAGGUGCUUACACGUCUGCCACUGGACCGCCCAGACUGCAGGGAUAAGGUGGAAAAGUUGCAGCAGCAGUUGAAGUGGAAAGAGUUUCCUGGUGUUCACGCUCUCCUUCUGAAGGGAUGUACGUCAGCUACCACAUAUGAACCAACAAUUACGCUCCUUACACGAUUUACACAACUGACAGAUCUGCAGGUUGUUGAUCCAACACAGAACCGUUCCUUUGCCAUAAAUGUCAUUGCGAUGUUGCCAUAUAUGUUGCAAAAUUAUGAGGAUGCAAAUGCACUUUGUAUCCAGUCAGCUGAAAAUAUUGCACAGGUAUGCAACAAGAAAGGUAAACAAUUGGAAAACCUAGCAACAGUCAUGACACUGUACAGUCGCCGCAACUUCAGCAAAGAAAGUUUCCAGUGGACAAAAUGUGUCGUCAAAUACCUACAUGACUCAUAUGCCAGCCUCUCGCUUAGCCUGAUGGCGUUUUUGGUGGAGGUGUUGGAAAAAGGACCAGCAAGUGUGCAAAAUCCCAUUCUCAAUAUUCUGCACUGCAUGCUCCAUUACAUUGACAUUAAUACAGCAGCUGCCCAACUAGUCAAUGGGGAUCUAUUGAGGGUCAUUGCUAAAUACAUUGAGGGAUCUCACUGGAAAGAAGCCCUCAGGAUCUUGAAGAUGGCUGUGACACGCUCAUCAUCCCUUGUCGUUCCUCCUGCCUCCUCUCAUACACAUUAUUGGGAUCACCAUGUCUUUGCUGAUAUUGAAUCUCAUUUCAAGAAGGAGUUGCCUGGUCGCACAAUGGAGUUCACAUUCGACGUAAGCCAGACCCCUGUCAUCGGUCGUCGUUAUCUCAAGGGCUCUGGGAUGGUGGUCCUCCCUGGCCAAAUCAGCGCUGGGUCAUCUACUGUCAGUUCUGCAACAAGUGACAGUUUGCAGGAUAGGGAACAGGAACGAUCCGUAAGUGACAGCGCAGGUGCAAUGGGUAUUGACCGAGCUGAAACUUCAUCUCCACGUCGCAGUCUCUCCCUCUCAGCAGCAGACACCAACAACCUGGCGGGUUGGAAACGACCAUGGUUGUCACAGGCACGUGUAAGAGAGUGCUUAGUGAACCUCCUGAACACUUGUGGCCAGCGUGUGGGUCUCCCCAAGUCUCCGUCGGCUGUAUGGGUUUCUGUACUAACUCAGCAUGAGACUUCUAAACAGGAUGGCAACAUCAGUAAGGUGAUAUUCAGUCAAAGCUCCGAGCUAGAGAGACAAUCGUCAAUGGCCUCAUCGACCGAAGAAGUGUCAGUCGCCCCAGGGGACACAACAAACGACCGCACGGCUGAUGACAUGACUUCGUCCGAGAAGCAGUUCGCAGUCUUCAAGGACUUUGAUUUCCUUGAAUACGAGCUGGAGAGUCAGGGGGAAGAAAGUGUGGACAACUUCAACUUGUGGGGUGUGCGUCGUCGCUCCCCAAACAAUCUUGGGGAUGGUGAGCCUUCCAGCCACAUUGAUGACGCACAGAGUUCAGAGAUGACCCCAUCGCACGUCAAGAAGCCAACCCCCCCUGCUGACCAUGAGUGGUGGGAAGAAGAGGGUUCCGUAUCACCUGUAGAUGAUCCUGCCAUGGGCCCCAGUGAGCGGUCAGCAGAACCCUUGAUCCACCAUGCUCAGCCUGCUGCAGCUCCUCAUACCACCAUAGCACCCAAGCUAACCCUUGAUACCAUUGCUGCACGCAGACCUGCCUCACCCACAUCCAUGUCUGAUCACAGUGAAAGCAGUGAUGGUGAUCUAGGUGACAUGACUCCUUGCAAUGCAUCUCCUAGUAUUGCUGCCAUGCUUUUCCGCCCAAUCCGACAGCCCAAUGAUUUAGAGGAUGCCUGGCGUGCCCACCUGUUGUCUCUCAUGGCAGCUGAUGCCCCCAUUCCACAUCCCACCAGGACUUGUACACUCUACAACACUGUAUUUUCUGAAUGCGUUGUUAAGUUUACUGAGCUAGUGAGUGAGAGCAGCCACUACCUGGGAGAGAAUGGUGAGAUGAUUCCACUUGCUGCUUCCUUCUUGCAUCAUAUGGAGACCGUUGGAUAUCUAGCACCUCUAGCAUACGUGUAUGUAGACGCUACCUUAUUGGGAAGUACACAGCUGAUGCAGCGAUUUAGGUCAACAUUCAUCGCUCUCCACGAACACCUUGACACAUACCUAGACAAGAGGGAGAGUGCCAUUGUUUGUCUCGAUGGUAUUAAGUCGACGCUCAAGCUCCAGAAUCUUGGUGAGAGUUUACCAGAACUGUGUGCAGACGAACAGCACAUUGACCUGUGUCGCUGUUUGUACAAGCUGCACUUCCAGCUCUCUCUUCUCUAUGACACAUAUGCCAAGUUUAUUGUAGCAAUGCUACAUGCUGCCAGAAACAGCCAGGCUAGUGAUCAUAGCGUGGAGCUGAGUGCACUGCAGGGAAAACUCAUGGCUGCAGCAGAGCAGAUCGAUGCCACCCCCCCAACUACCCCCACUCGCAGCUCUCACUCCUUGCCACCAGAAAGAGAAUUGCCUGAGGGAGAGGAGGGAGAAUGUGAGAGUGUUGGAGGAGAGGAGAGUGAAGGAGGAAGCGCAUGUGAGAGCAGUAUCAGUCGUGCAGAAGGAGGUUCCCCUGUCAGUUCCUCAUCCUUGGGAUCCCAGUCUCUGGAGCUUCCAGUUGCCCCCCCAGGUUCUCGACCAGAAGCAGAACGACAG